AUGGCCAACUACCGAAGCCUCAUAUCUAUAGCCACUGGAUUGAUUGUCUUCGCCUUUAUUGUGUAUUUCAGGUUGGGCCAUGCAAAACCAUUUGCGAUACCACAGCUUGAAUUCGGUGGGCCGGGACAUAAACGAUUUGAUGGAAGAUGGAAUUUCAAGAGGGACGCGGAAAAUCUGAUGCUCGACUCCCAUCAAUGCGAACAGGCUUUUCCAGGCUUGUUUCAUGAAGUCGAAAGACCUGGGAAUGACAGGAAGGAUUCACCCAUAACGCUUGAAGAGCUUGAUUCGGUUCCACAACAAAAUGGAUAUGUUCGUGCAAUGAUCUACGAUCAACAGCUCUACGUUAUUGCAACAGCUGGAGGUAUCUAUUCUCGCGAACUCGCUACCCUCCAUGCUUUACACCGGGCUAUUCUAUCAUCACCCGAGCCUCUCCCAAACAUCGAGUUCGCUUUCAACACCGACGAUCGAAUCCCCUCGGUCGCUAUAUGGGGUUAUGCCCGGCGCGCCGAGGACACAAACAUAUGGCUCAUCCCUGAUUUUGGCCAUUGGUCAUGGCCCGAGACAAAAGUUGGAUCUUUGCGAGAAGUCCAGAUGAAAGCCUCACUGACCGAACAAGCCGAUGGCUGGUCGUGGUCCAGAAAGAUACCAAAAAUCCUCUGGCGAGGCGCUACCAUGGGUCUGGAGUUACGGGAGCGAUUUCUCAACGUCACCGCCGACCAACCUUGGGCAGAUGUCAAGGCUUUGAAAUGGAGGGAUAAAGACUCCAUGGCUAAUGAUCUCAAAUCAAUGUCUGAGCACUGUCAGUAUAAAUAUCUGGCUCACACAGAAGGAAAUUCCUAUUCGGGACGACUCAAGUAUCUCCAAAGCUGCCGGUCCGUCGUGGUCGCGCACAAAAUGGACUGGAUCCAACAUUACCACCCUCUUAUGCGAUCGAGCGGACCCCGGCAGAAUUUUGUCGAAGUCGAGCGCAACUACGAGAAUCUCGCAGAGAAAAUUACUUGGCUUCAAAAGCACGGCAGCGACGCCGAAAGAAUUGCUUCAAACAAUGUCAAAGUGUUUCGUGAGAGAUAUCUGACCUCUGCCGCUGAAGUCUGCUACUGGCGAAAAUUGAUUCACGGUUGGUCAAAAGUGAGCUUUCAACCAGAGUUCUUCGAGCUUGUGAAUGGAACGAAGAAUUGGAGAGGCGUACCAGUGGAGUCUUUCAUGUUGGAGCGAAGACUUAGGUGGGAUCCCUAUUGA
Messenger RNA from Exophiala xenobiotica, 1239 nucleotides. RefSeq lists its product as uncharacterized. The record is from RefSeq and is a predicted model, not a curated record. The transcript has 2 exons. The coding region runs from base 1 to 1239 and encodes 412 amino acids. Lineage: Eukaryota; Fungi; Ascomycota; Eurotiomycetes; Chaetothyriales; Herpotrichiellaceae.